UGAUUGUCUGUGAAUUGCAUUUGAUUUGCAUUUGGCACGAGUGCUACGAACACGUUUUUUCGUUUAUUUGUGACUUUCUAGUUUCUGUAAAUACUGUUAUUUAGCAGCCAAAUAAUGGCAAAACUCCAUAGUUACUAUGUGUUGUGUCCAUUGAUUGAUCAGAACAGUUUCUUAGGAGUGACACAGGAUCAGGACGAUGAAAAUGUUAUUGUUACUUUGGGGCGAAACGUCGUCAACAAAUAUCGACUUUCAGACCAGAAGCAAAUUGGCGGCUGGACUUCAAAAGACCACCUGACUUGUGCAGUGAUAUUUGAUAAGCAUCAAGGUGCUUAUGUUGGAGUAUUCAAUAAGAACACCAUUAAAAUAUGGAAAGACGAUUCUUGCAAAUUAGAUAAGAGUAAAAAGUUCAAGUUUUCAGUAAACAUCAUGAAGAUUAUACCAAGAAAUCAUCAACCACCUCUUAUUAUAUUCGAAAGCGGCAACUGCGCCUCUCUUCCUUACGCUCUAGAUAACAGAAAAACAUAUGAUAGCAAACUCCUCGUCAAAGACUCUGAAACUAUAGUGGAUACAGGAUAUUAUAAUAUAGAUAAGACAGAUUACAUUUGCUAUCUCAUUAAAAGCAAUAAAAGCAGCUAUGAUAUCAUGACAUGCCCUAUUAGAGAAGAGUUAGGUGAUAUGGAGAAGUCAAAACUGAAUAGAAUCAAAGUCACUAGAGCUGAGGGCAAUAAGGCUCACAUUGUUGGGGAACUUAUUGAUUCAGAUAAUAAUUUUACAAUUUAUUUUAUCUGGAGUGAUGCAAAAAUCACAGAAUAUAACUUGUUGAAGAAAUCAUGGAAAACCAUUGGUAAUGUACCUUGGAUAUCAACUGCUGCAAGUAUAUCCAUGGCUUGGAUGGGUGAACACCAUCUCAUAUUAUUCGGAAGCAACACUGAACAAGAUGGAGCAAUCUUAGUGGCUUAUAACAGUGUUCUGGGUGUUGGGUCCUACAAAUACCCAAUGAAAAUGUACUCAGAGAAUGCUAAAUUGUACUGUUUCAAUGGCAGGAUAAUCCUUGAAGCAUCUAAUCAUAUUGGGAUGUUGCCUUAUAUGGUGGAGGUUAACAGAAAUCUGUCAAGUCUCCUCGGAUCCCAUGAGAUUGCCCAAGAUGAUUUUACAGAAAUUGUCAACUGGGACACACCAGUAGAGCCUGCAUUUGUUUACCCUGUAGAGGUGAAAGACCUAUUAAAAUUUGGUUUAACAGAAAGGAAUAUGUGCUCUCAAGUUGUAGCAAAGUAUGUUGAGAAAGAUGAUAUUGAUAAUGUAAAUAGAGUUAUUAGAAACUUUGUAGAUGUCCCUGAGUCAGUUUUGGUUGUGCUGCUAAAUUAUGUUAUUAAAAAGAUAGAUCCCAGUAAAAUCAAUAUUACAAAUCAUGAAGAAUUCAUAAAAUUUUGCUGUCAUGAUAAUCAAUGUUUUGCUUUACUUCGAUAUCUGUUUGAGAUUGCUUUCAGUGAUGCCAUAUUAAUACCAUAUUUAAGGAAUCAUCUGUUACUAGAUAAUGCUUUGUUUUUAAUGACUUAUAUAACUUAUUUACUUGUUGAUUCUGAUAUUUUCAUCAAUCUGCACUAUGAAAGUAAACUUUUUGAUUGGUGUAUUCUACUUUUGGACUCUUUCUAUCAACAGAAUUUGUUCACUAAAGAUGAGAAAGUCUCAGAUGUUUUGAAUAAUGUACAGAAAGUAGUAGGAAACCUUAUACACCAACUGAUAGCAAUUGAUAGCACUUUACCCAUAUUACAUAAAAUUGCAUUUGGUACAUAUACUAAUUCAAAGGAUAGAAAAGCAUUGGCAUAUACAAUUGAGUUGGUGACAAUAUAAUAUUAUUGUGUUGAAAA
Maniola jurtina (meadow brown) is the source of this 1868-nucleotide messenger RNA. RefSeq names its product nucleolar protein 11. Gene Ontology annotation, cellular component: nucleus; nucleolus. Bases 115 to 1851 code for a protein of 578 amino acids. The transcript has 4 exons. Lineage: Eukaryota; Metazoa; Arthropoda; Insecta; Lepidoptera; Nymphalidae. The record is from RefSeq and is a predicted model, not a curated record. Gene Ontology annotation, molecular function: RNA binding. Gene Ontology annotation, biological process: maturation of SSU-rRNA.